Molecule: messenger RNA, 4039 nt
Organism: Daucus carota subsp. sativus
Lineage: Eukaryota; Viridiplantae; Streptophyta; Magnoliopsida; Apiales; Apiaceae
Product: pentatricopeptide repeat-containing protein At2g22410, mitochondrial
Exons: 4
Coding region: 240-2306 (688 amino acids)
Molecular function (GO): protein binding
Source: RefSeq, a predicted model, not a curated record
UUAAUUUUUAUGUUCAAAGAUUAGCUAGAUGAGACUAGGAAGAGUGGAUUUAGCAGAUUUGAUCGCUUUUUCUCAUGAUUCAGGCGCAAGUAACAAAAGUGGUGUCAUUGUCAUAAUCUGACACCAAAUAUACAAGAAAAAUCAAGUUCAAAAAGGGUUUGUAAAUUUAUAUGUAAACCACUCCACAAACUCCAACCCGGUCUCUGAGUUUAUCCCGCCACAAAACACUAUUCGAUUCAAUGAUGAGUCUGAAAGCUCUUCGCAACAAAACACACAAACAUCAUUCACAUCUCUCCCAUCUUUAUCAUGUACAUUAUUCUUCUUCUUCUCAUCGCCCACUUUUACCUCACAAAGAGAAGCCCAUCAACUGGAACACAACCCACUCUUUCAUCCACUCCACCCCUUUACUCUCUCUCCUAGAAAAAUGCAAUUCAAUGACCCUUCUCAAACUAAUCCAAUCCCAAAUGCUUGUUACUGGGCUCAUCUCAGAUGGGCUGGCUGCAAGCCGUUUAGUUGCAUUUUGUGCCAUGUCUGAAGCUGGUUGCAUUCGUUAUUGUAAAGAUUUGUUGAUGUUUACACCGCAGUCUAAAGUGUUUUCUUGGAAUGUGACUAUUAGGGGUCAUUUAGAGAGAGAUUUUGAUGUCAAAGAAGGCCUUUUUUUGUAUAAGUUAAUGUUGGCAACUAGUGCUUGCAGGCCUGAUCAUUAUACUUUUCCUUUGUUGUUUAAGUGCUGUGCGAGGCUAUUGUGGCUUCCCGUGGCGUAUGGGAUUGUUGGACAGGUUUUGAGAUGGGGGUUUGAUUCCGAUUUGUUUGUGCGUAAUGCCAUGAUUCAUGUUUUUGUGUCUUGUGGGGAGCUGGGUGUUGCGUGUAAAGUGUUUGAUGAAAGUUGUGUGAGGGAUUUGGUUUCGUGGAAUUCGUUGAUUAAUGGUUAUGCUCGAAACGGGAAGGCGGUGGAUGCGGUGAGGAUUUUUAGGGAGAUGGAGAUGGUGGGAAUUCAGCCUGAUGAUGUUACCAUGCUUGGGGUUGUCUCGUCGUGUGCGCAGUUGGAGGAUUUGAAUAGUGGGGUGGAGUUUCAUCGGUUAAUAGAGGAAAAGAAUAUUGAUUUGACUGUGUCUCUUGCUAAUGCACUUGUCGACAUGUAUGUAAAGUGUGGGGAUCUUAGUGCUGCGGAAGAUAUGUUUAAUAAGAUGAAAAAGAGAACUGUCGUGUCAUGGACUACUAUGGUUAUGGGGUAUAUUAAAUUUGGUAUUCUUGAUACAGCUAAGAGACUUUUUGAUGAAAUGCCAGAGAAGGAUGUGGUUCCAUGGAAUGCAAUGAUAGGCGGUUACGUUCAAGCUAAUCGUAGCAAAGAGGCAUUAGACCUGUUUCACAAUAUGCAGGCCAGGAAUGUUAAGCCGGAUGAGGUGACUAUGGUUAACUGUUUAUCUGCAUGCUCACAACUGGGAGCUCUUGAGGUUGGAAUUUGGAUUCAGCAUUACAUUGCAAAACACAAACUUUGUGUUAAUGUUAGCUUAGGCACAGCACUAGUUGACAUGUAUGUAAAAUGUGGCAACAUGGACAAGGCACUCCAGGUUUUCAGUGAGAUGCCUGAUAAAAACUCAUUAACUUGGACUUGUAUAAUUGGUGGUUUCGCAACUCAUGGUAAUGCACAUGAUGCCAUAUCUUAUUUCCUAUGGAUGAUUAACUGUGGUUUGCAGCCAGAUGCAGUCACCUUUCUAGGGCUCUUGUCGGCUUGUUGCCAUGGAGGGUUGGUUGACGAGGGACGCAUGCUUUUCACCCAAAUGAGUUCAAAAUUUAAUAUUAAGCCCAAACUCAAGCACUAUUCUUGCAUGGUCGACCUCCUUGGUAGGGCUGGUUUAUUAAAAGAAGCCGAAGAGCUUAUAAAGAACAUGCCAAUGAAAGCAGAUGCUGUGGUUUGGGGGGCUUUGCUAUUUGCCUGUCGAGUUCAUAAAAAUGUUGAAAUUGGAGAAAGGGCUGCUUUUAAACUUAUUGAGAUGGAUCCACUUGACAGUGGAAAUUAUGUUUUGCUUGCUAACAUAUAUGGGGAAGCAAAUAUGUGGGAGAGAGCUAGAGAGACGAGGGAGUUGAUGAAGAAAAAUAGAGUGGAUAAGGUUCCAGGAUGCAGUUCAAUUGAGAUUGAUGGGAAUGUGUAUGAGUUUAUGAUUAGAGACAAAUCACAUCAGCAGGCAACUCAUAUAUAUGAUUGUUUGUCUCAGUUAACAAGCCAUCUGGAGCUUGUCGGACAUGUCUAUUCACCUUCAGAAGAUGACAUUCUCCUUAGUUCAAAUGUUGUCCAUCUGAUUUGAAUUAUGAAGCCUUCUCCGUGGGAAUGAUCGAUAGCCAACUGCUCGAAGGCCUUCUUGAAAAGAAUUUUUCCCAUCUAAAUUUUGCAGAAAGGGUGGACAUACAAUUGAAAUGGCAAUAUACUAAGCAAAAGGUUCUCCACCGAUCAAUUUCAGGUCUCAAGUUCAUCAGUAUAUAAAAAAAAAUACACUCCCUUAAACUCUAAAGGAGAGUAUUUAUACUCCGUCCUGCACGUGGUAUGAAUCUGACUGCAUAGUGAAUUUUGUUGGUGAUUUUGUCUUGAUUAAUGUUUUCCGACCAAUUUUUCUUCGUUCUUUUUCCAAUUGGAAUAGAUUCAUUGUUUUGUUCUACAUCUUUUCCAUUUUUCUCGCGCUAUGUUUUGCAAUUUAAUUUUUAAAAAUCAAAGACCAUGUUCGGCAAGCCCCAACAUAUGAUUCUAAAUUUUAUUAUAUAUGCCUAAUGAUGUACAUUAAUUGCAAAUAUUUGCUCUUCGAUGAACUACUAAAUUUGUUGAAAAAAGAGGGUUCAAUUUGUUAGGAUUGAAUAUCUGUGUAGGAUUAAUUUGGACGACUUGAUUAUAUAUGAUCUUAGGGAGCUGAAUAUAAAGUGGUGUCCGUAGUGAUAAACAUACAUAUCGAUAUAUUUGGAUAAAUACUCUCAUGCACAAAUAUAAAGGAUGAAGCACCUUGCACAUGAACCAACUUAUUUAGUAAGUACAUACAAAUUCUACUUCUAAUCUGAUAGUUUGAUUGUAGGCACUCUGCAAAUACAUCUUCUACUCGGUUUGACAAAGAAACAGAGCCGUAUACUGAAACACUUAUACAAAUAACUACAAGUGAGACCAAAGAGGUUUUGCAUGAGUAAAUUGUCAUGUCUUGAAACAUUUUACACCCUCCUAAUUUAUUUGUCGUGUUUCUGCAGGAUAAACUUAUUGAUAUUCUGUUAAUGAUUACUGACAUUGUUAAAUAAGUGUGUGAGUUUAAUGUGAAUGUCAGUUAUCUUACACCAAACAUCGAUAAGAGACUAUAUUCAGUGGUCAGACUAUGAGAUUAUCUGAGAGCCACCCCACACUUUCAACAAUGAAGUGAACACUAAUGUGGAGCCAAACACAAAGGAAGAAGCAUAAAAGUGUGACCUAAAGCACCAAGAUAGCCUGACAGGUCUCCCGGCAAAAACACUGUCUCUCAGCUUCGCAGUGGUAAGGUUUGCGUACAACUUUUGCCCCUGCUUCGCCACAAUGAGUAUCUUUGGUUUUUGGAUAAGUGGUAAGCCAACAUUAAUUAUUAGGAACUGGAUUUAAUGCUGAACUCCGAUAGUGCCCUUUUGAGUUUCCGGCCGUGAGUCCUGCCUUAUACAGGCUUGUAGCUUCUAUUUAUAUGUAACUAAGCUAGCACCAACUCAUAAACAUCGGUAUACCGGAACUCACUAACACCGUUGUCACUAAUCACAGCCGCCUGAACUCAUCUGUCCGUCGCCGCUCAGUAGCAACCAUGAACAACCAUGAAAAGAGAGAGGAUGGGAAGAGCAUCACAUUCACGACUUCAAAAUCAAAGAUAGAGUUUUUUUUUUCCUUUUUGCAUGCACAAAAAGUACCGAGGGAAAGAGGAAAAAAACCCGAUACUGAGAGGAGGAAAAACACAGCAACGGAAGAGAGAAACAAAAGCUUUAGGGGCAUUUUGGUAAUUUAAUUUUUUCAAAUUUAAAAUAAACAAUGGGAAAAUGAAUUUUUUUGUCA